Chaetomium globosum CBS 148.51 is the source of this 2247-nucleotide messenger RNA. RefSeq lists its product as uncharacterized. Bases 1 to 2247 code for a protein of 748 amino acids. NCBI's taxonomy places the organism in Eukaryota, Fungi, Ascomycota, Sordariomycetes, Sordariales, Chaetomiaceae. The transcript has a single exon. The record is from RefSeq and is a predicted model, not a curated record.
AUGCGCCGCUUCUUUCGCCGUCACCGCAAGGGAUCGGGGGGUAAUAACGCCCCGGGCCAGGAACCAACACCAGGAUCACCAGUAAUAAAGCCGCAACGAAGUGCACCCGGCAGUCAUGUUUGUACUUCUCUGUGCGAGGGCAUCGCAGGUCUUCCACCACAGUACCAUGAGUCGAUAAUCUCCCAACUCAGCCAGCCACUAGGCAUGGCACCCGACAGUAUAACAGUAUCGAAUAUCUCUUUGGCCAACGCCCGUGUCGUGCCGCGUGAGGCCCGCGAUGUGGUGUCGGAAGUAAACGAGAGGAGAGACAUCGAAGGCAACACCGAGCUCGCGCGGAUGCCCCUGGCUCUGCCGACGACAUACCAAUACCCACCCCUUCCACAAGGACAUGCGCGAUUUCUCCGACUGGGCGGAUUAGGGUCCCACCCUCUGGCAUAUCUGGAAUCGCAUCCGCUCGCAAAACCUCCGCCAUACAUUGCCAUCUCAUACUGUUGGGACCCGACCAGCGCCAGGCGGGGCAUGUUCCUGGACAUGAAGAGCUUCAGCAUUUCGGAGACGGUUCUGGAGGUCCUGAACCAAGUGCAGGCCUCGCAGCAUGCGACCGGGUCGCGUGAGCUACUGUGGAUCGACCAGAUCUGCAUCAACCAGGACGACCAGGCAGAAAAGUUAGAUCAGAUGUACCGCAUGGGCGAGAUCUACUCCAGGGCGAGCAAGGUGUUCAUCUGGCUCGGUCCGACGGCCGACCAAAGCGCCUCUGCGCUGAAGAACAUGGAACGAAUGCUAGAUGAGGUGGCCGCUUUGAAUCAGGCCACUGCUACCAGGGCUGAUUUGCCAGACGACACUGCGGCGACUAUCAAUGAGGAUCAUGGGCAGUACUAUGGGCACCUAUUUAUGAGGCCAUGGUUCCGCCGUCUGUGGACCGUCCAAGAGGCGCUGCUGGCGCGCAAGCUGGUCGUCAUGUGCGGUUACCAGGAGGUCGAUUUCGGGCUGCUAGUCGAGCUUGCGACCGAGAUCUUGACAUACGGCUCGCUGGAUUUGAUUCGGUUCCCGGGUGCUUCCGAGGAUGACAUGAACAACGCCAUCAUCGGAAUCGUCAACCUCAACGCGCUGCGGCUAGGAGGCGCUUCCAUCGAGCAGAUGCUGGAAGGACUAGACAUCAGGAGAUUCCGAGGUCUAGUGGGAGAGUCCCGCUCGCGGCAAGUCACCAUGGCCCCUGACCGGGUGCACGCCAUCAUGGGCGUCGCACCGCGCCAAGUGCGCGAGUACAUGGCCAGCCUCCAGACCGCUCAACCAAGCCAAACCAUGUGGCAGCUCUACGCCCAGUUCGCCAAAUGCAUGCUGGAGCACGACCCAGAAUGGUACUUCCUCUCCUCGGCCCUCUCCCGAGACCGACCCGACCACAACACACUCCCAUCCUGGGCGCCUAACUUCAACUCCAAACCCCCCUUCGCCUCCGCAUUCACCACUCCCUCCUGCGGCUUCUCAGCGGGCCUCUCCCCCUCCACAGCGCACCUCACCAACCGCAGCAUCAGCGCGACCGAGCUGACCGCGCAAGGGUUCCGGCUCGACACGGUCAGCGAGAUCAUCCCGCAGACGGCGUUUCGCGAGGCCAACCAGAACAUGAAGCGCCACGACGUCUACGGCGACGCCACGCGCGAGUGGGAGCAGGACUGCAUGCGCCUCUGCCAGAAGGUGUACGGGCUCGGCCCGGACCAGUUUCCGCGGUUUCAUGUCGAUAUCUUGCUGGCGCAUUCGCAUGCGGCCGCGGGGGGCCCGGCGAUGGAGGGGCGCGCGCUCGAGGCGUAUCAUAUCUUUUGGAUGGGCUGUCGGUUGAGGGACGAGGCGAUCCGGCAGAUUCGGGAGGAGGGGUUCCCGCUGCCGGAGUAUUUGAGGGGGGUGCCGGAUGCGGUGGAGAGGUUUGCGGAUAGUGCGGUGCGGGCGUGGCGGAAUAAGUUGCCGGUGGAGGAGUAUGCCAUGUUGUUGCAGUUUACGGGGACCAUGAAGGCGAUGUGUUCAGGUCGGCCGUAUAUUAGCACGAGUACGGGCAUGUUGGGGCUCGGGUGCCCUGGGGUGAAGGUCGGGGAUGUCAUUUGCAUCUUGUACGGCACGACGGUGCCGUAUGUACUGCGGCCGAGACCGGAUGGGGCCAUGUCGUUUGUUGGGGAUGCGUACAUUCACAAUGCUAUGGAUGGGGAGGCUAUUACGUCGGCGGAAAGGGGCCCGGAUGAGAUUAUUCGGAUUCGGUAG